This is a messenger RNA of Panicum virgatum (switchgrass), 2219 nucleotides long. RefSeq names its product UPF0481 protein At3g47200-like. The transcript is spliced from 2 exons. NCBI's taxonomy places the organism in Eukaryota, Viridiplantae, Streptophyta, Magnoliopsida, Poales, Poaceae. Bases 582 to 1946 code for a protein of 454 amino acids. The record is from RefSeq and is a predicted model, not a curated record.
CAAUGCACCUCCAUCCACUUUCACGUGUAGCAUAUACCUUACAUCGCGCUCGCUAUAUCCGUACUAAACAUCAAGAUCAUUUUUCACAAUUAAAGCCUGCAAAUGUGGUAAUAAUAUCAUUACGCCCUCUUCUGAAUUCUCUGAGCAUCUUUCAGCUGUUCAUUCACCCUUUAACUUGGUCUUUUGCACUUUGCAGGACGACGACGGUCAGAGUAAAUUUACUCACUCUGUUUCAUAGUCAUCGCGACGGUUUCAUUAAAAAAAAAAGUCAUCGCGACGUGUCACAAAGUGAAGCAUUUCAAUCAUCAUUGUCCCUUUGCCAUGGCUACGCUGUAAUUCCAAAUGUAGUAGUCUCGGACAGUUGGACCAAGUUCUUUCAGAGCCCCAUGACCGUGAUCACUUUUCCGGGCACCUAUGCUAGGCACGUGCCCCGUGGCACGCGACGCAAGUAACCCAUAUAUGCCUAUCUUUCACAUACAUAGUGGCAUAGCUAUAAAUAACAAGAAGACUAGAGUUCUAGACUGGAUUAUUAGUUGCAAUCAAACCUCUCUGCUUACUACUACUACCUGUCGGCCGGAUCCAUGGCGGCGGCAGCCGGUGGCGGGAGCGGCAGAAGGGCGUGGGUGGUGGACGUAGAGAGGACGCUGGACGAGGCCGACGCGUCGGUGGAGGUGUCGCGGUGGCAGCGCCACUGCAUCUACCGCGUGCCGGCGUGCAUCAAGGACCUCAAGCCCAAGGCGUACCGGCCGCAGGUGGUGUCGCUGGGCCCCUUCCACCACGGCGACCCCGAGCUGCUCCCUAUGGAGGAGCACAAGCGCCGGGCGCUGCGGCACCUGCUGCGCCGGGCGAAGAGGUCUCUGGAGGAGUUCGUGGCCGCCGCGGAGGAAGUCGCCGAGCCGCUGGAGAGCGCGUACAUGGACCUCGGCGACCGGUGGCGCGGCGAGGAGGGGAGGGAGCGGUUCCUGGAGAUGAUGAUCGUCGACGGCUGCUUCUUGCUCGAGGUGAUGAGGGCCGCCGGCCUCGCCGGGAGGAACACCGGCGGCGACUACGCGCCCAACGACCCCAUCUUCAGCCACCACGGGGUGCUCUACGUGGUGCCCUACAUCCGCCGCGACAUGCUCAUGCUCGAGAACCAGCUGCCGCUGCUCCUGCUGCAGAAGCUCGUCGCCGUCGAGACUGCCAGGCCUCCGAACGACGACGUGAUCAACAAGAUGGUGCUAAGGUUCAUGUCCCCGGCGUCGCGUCUGCCGCCGGUUGGCAGCAAUCUUGGUCUCCACCCGCUGGAUGUUCGCCGCCGGAGCAUGCUCUACGGUCCCUACCAGGACUCGCCGCGGUCGCGGGACAUCGUGCCGGAGACAGACAUCAUCCGGUCGGCGCUGGAGCUGUACGAGGCCGGGAUCCGGUUCAAGAAGAGCAACACGGACAGCUUCCACAACAUCCGGUUCCGGCACGGCGUGCUCACCAUGCCGGCGGUGUCGGUGGACGACUCCACCGAGUACAUGUUCCUGAACAUGAUGGCGUUCGAGCGGCUGCACGUCGGCGCCGGCAACGACGUCACGGCGUACGUCUUCUUCAUGGACAACAUCAUCGACUCGGCCAAGGACGUGGCGCUGCUGAGCACCAGCGGCAUCAUCCAGAACGCCGUCGGCAGCGACAAGGCGGUGGCGCAGCUGUUCAACAGCAUCUCCAAGGACGUCGUGCUCGAGCCGGACAGCGCGCUCGACGCCGUGCACCGGGAGGUGAACGCCUACUGCCGGAAGCCCUGGAACCUGUGGCGCGCCAACCUGAUCCACACCUACUUCCGGAGCCCCUGGGCGUUCAUGUCCCUCGCCGCCGCCGUGUUCCUCCUCGUCAUGACCGUCAUGCAGACCGUCUACACCGUGCUUCCGUACUACCAGAAGGACCAAGCCAACAACAGCUCUACCGUAGCACCGGCUCCAAUGUGAUCUUGCAGCUCAUCAGCUUCUGCGUUGAUAUACAAGCGUGCCGGCACCAUGUACAUCAUAUCGGAGACCUGUUUGACAUUGUUUUUUCAGUUUUGCUUUGAUUGUUAAGUUGCUCUGUGUUGAAUAAUGUUUUGGAUUUGUUCGAUUCUUUUUUUGGGGUUUGGUUUGAGUUGGUCAAUGAAGAUUUCAAGUUUGGGAAAAUAAUGGUGUUGCUAUUGUACAUAACAGAGCCUGUUUUUGAUUGAACAAAAAUACACUCCUACAUAGCACUGG